Messenger RNA from Moneuplotes crassus, 1412 nucleotides. Lineage: Eukaryota; Ciliophora; Spirotrichea; Euplotida; Euplotidae. The record is from the annotation of a GenBank genome assembly.
GCCUAGAUAUGGAAGUCAGCCGAGAAGCCAAAAAUCAAAUAGCUAUAAACCACGAGCGUCAAACUCUUACAGCAUGAAGUACAACAAGAGCUCUGGGCAAGCCGUAACUGUAACCGUGUAGGAAAAGGAAGGGUAAUAGAAAGCUAAACCCUGAGGAGAAGCUUGCCUUAAAGAUGGGCCCUGAAUACAUCCCGGAUUACUACCAUGACCAAGGAGAUUUUAAAGGAGAAUGGUAUGACAGAGAAAGCCUCGGAUUUUACAGGUCUAUUAAAGCAGGUCUUGACAUGGGGAUUGUAAACCAAAUCCCUGUUCGAGAAGGCCUCUCGUCGACCCUUAAGCCUAACCACUUGAGAAAUCCUCAUGAUUUACUCCAGAAAGCAAUUGAGGAUAAUAAUGAACAGAGACAUUAUCAGCUAAAUGGGCAUAAUAAGCAACAUCUUUUUGGUAAAGGAAACCAGUCAAUGAUUUCUCCCCGCAAACAGGAGUUUUACAAGGACACAAACUUUGAGAUGGAAAAUGAGGUGUACCCUACAGAGUUUAUUAAAAAGAAAAAUGCACAACUAGGAAAUAACUGAGAAACUGAGCGAAUCUUCAAAGGCAUUAAGCAUUACAAAGAUAAUGAGAUUCAACCUUAUAUGAAAGAGAAGGUUGGGGAGACUAUUCAAGCUGAGAAUGUUGCUAAAUAUCACUUCCCAAACACGAAUCAUAGACAACAGUACAAUCAAAGCUUACUAUCAAGCCACAGAAGUUUGCAGAAAGAAGAAAUAAACCAAACUCAAUUUUCUCAGUGAGACUUGAGAAGUAAAGCUGGUGAUGCUGUGAAAGGAGUUCACUAUCGACCGUAUGAGUGGAAAUACGCCCAUGACAAGGUUGAUGAUGAGGAUGACACUGAUAUUACAAAACCUCAUAAAAAAAAUAGUCCUUUCUCGGAUAAGCAUUAUAUGCCAGGAACUACUAUGAGGAGAAGAACCGAUAAUAUUUCCCUACCGACUUUGAAAAUUAAUCAAGUCUCUUAUGAAAACUCUCAUUAUGAGAAGCCUGAGCAUAGUGAGAGAGCCCAGAAGGCUGUAAUGGAGCUCAGGUCUCAGAGAGCAUUGCAGAAGAGUGGAAGUGAUAUUGCACUUAGCACAAUGUCCAAUGACCUAACAUCAAGAGGAGGCUAUGAUCAAAUUCCUUCUAGUGUUCCUUCUAUAGCAAAAACACUGAGAAGCAAUAGCUACAAGCUAUUGCCUCCUCAAACAGAAUAUUAUUACCAGAGUAAAUUUAAAAAUGUUGGCAGAUUUAAGGCCUUUGAUAAAGAACAUGAAAGUGAGUCUAGUGAUGAAGAUCACCAGCCGACUGUAAUCCCAAAUGACAAGUACCUUGGCCACACUAUGAAAAUUUAGAAGUUUCUUAAUAUUAUUAUUUCAAUA